Messenger RNA from Rana temporaria (common frog), 4135 nucleotides. RefSeq lists its product as uncharacterized. Lineage: Eukaryota; Metazoa; Chordata; Amphibia; Anura; Ranidae. The record is from RefSeq and is a predicted model, not a curated record. The transcript has 13 exons. Bases 74 to 2185 code for a protein of 703 amino acids.
GACUCACAGUAUACAGCACACCAGGCGCCUCUUUCUACUUUCACUUUCGAUGUGACGCCAUCUUUCCCCGGAAAUGUGGGCGCGGUUCUGUCAGAAAAAGAUGGCGGGUCAUCGGAGACUGAUAGGCCUCCUCACCGUGCUGGGGGUCCUACUACUCGGUGCCGGGGCUCAACAAACAGAAGUAAAAUUGGUGGGCAGUGAAGUCAUCAUGGUGCCAAAAUACACUGGAAAUCCCACAGAGAUAAACUGGAAGAUAAAUGGUAACAAGUUGGUGGACAUGGAGCUGAACACCCCAGAUGAGCCCACAUUUUACCAUCUAAAGAACAGAACGACUAUUGAUAGAACCAAUGGAAGACUCACCAUAAGGAACCUGACUAUAGGAGACUCCGGGGACUACAAGGCGGAGGUGUUGGUGAAUAGUGUGUAUCAGUACACAGAGAUCAAACUCACUGUACGAGCUUGUCCUGAUGUACCCACCAUCACCGAUCAAAGUACCAAGGAUCGGAUUAUACUGUUCUGUGAAUCCUCCACUCCGGGAGUCACCUAUGAAUGGCGGAUCAAUAAAAUAUCUGUGGGCACAAAUCAGUUAUACAACGAAUCCCGACCCAAAGAGGAUGUGACUCUGACUUGCUUUGUAGAUAAUGAAGUGUGUAAGAAGAAUGUGUCUAAAACAAUCCUCUAUACUGCAGAGCCCAGCGGUCCAUCUGGAGGUGGCAUUGCUGGUAUAGUAUUCGUGGUUAUCAUCGUUAUCGUCAUCUGUUUACUGUUGUUGUUAUAUUUUUCCCGAGACGAACCGCGUGUAGUGGACUGUGUCCGGAGAGUCCGUAAACGUAUGCCCUGGUGUAAAGGAAACUCAACUGAUGUGGAGGGACAACCUUUGUUGGCUCAAUCACAGCAAGUAAAAAUGGUGGGAAGUGAUCUCAUUCUGGAUGCACAAUAUAUCGGAGAUCCCUCAGAGAUCAACUGGAAGAUAAAUGAUAAGAAGUUGGUGAACAUGAAUCUGAUCAGCCCGGUGGAUCCCAUAUUUUACAGUCUUAAGGGCAGAGCGACUAUUGAUGAAACCAAUGGAAGACUCACCAUAAGGGGCCUGACUAUAGAGGACUCCGGGAUCUACAGGGCGGAGGCGUUGGUGAAAGAUGGUCAUCAGAUCACAGAGAUUACCCUCACUGUACGAGAGAGCAGCGGCUGCAUCACAGUGAAGUUCCCUGAGGAUCAGCCAAAAGGAAAAGUUAAUCCAGGUCUGACUAUACAUAAUGUGAAGCCUGAGGACCAUGGCCAAUAUGUUCUAGAGGUUCUCCAGUCCAAUGGUGAAAAACAUGAGUUGAAAAUAAAAGGUCAAUCACAAGUAAAAUUGGUGGGAAGUGAAGUCACUCUGGAGCCACAAUAUAGAGGAGAUCCCUCAGAGAUCAACUGGAAGAUAGACGGUAACAAGCUGGUGGACUUGGAGCUGAACACCCUGGAUGAUCCCACGUUUUACCGUCUUGGGGACAGAGCGACUAUUGAUGGAGCCAAUGGAAGACUCACCAUAAGGGGCCUGACUAUAGGAGACUCCGGGGACUACAAGGCGGAGGUGUUGGUGAAUAAUGUUUAUCAGUACACAGAGAUCACACUCGCUGUACGAGAGACGGAUGGCAUUGUGAUUAUUGGAACUGAGGAUGACAAAGUAACUCUGGCCGUACCUGAUACAGAGAAGGUGACAAAGAUAACUUUGAAGAAAGGUGGUGUCACCCUGUUCCAGUGGAAGGUCUCCGAUCUCAAGCUUCACACCAAUAACAUCACUCUGGAGCCGGGAUUUGUCACUGUGAACAAUGUGGAAGGAAACAGAUCAUACAAAGUUGAGGUUCACUCAACUGACAACAGUAUUACCAACCACAAAUUGCUGGAAGCGAACAAUCAAGGUAAUGAAUCCCCAACUAACAGAGAAGCGGCGGAAACGACCCCUCUCGCUGAGAACGGUCGCUCGGAGAGCCAGCCCAUCGACAGCGUCACAUUUCACCCCAUUAACAUGACUAACAAGAUCACCUGGAAGAAGGACGGUCAGCCGGUGAACAUCGAUGGUAAAAGAAUGAAAUCCGGUCCAUAUGGGGACCUCAUAAUAAACAACGUAACACCAGGUGAUAAAGGCAAAUACUCCGUCCAAUGUGAAGAUCAGAAACUGGCACAGGAGUUCAUUCUUCAUCUGUAAGGUUAGGUUGGAAGGACAUCACAUGAAGGCUCGGAUAUAUCCGCACUAUAUAACUUUGUCCCUCUGGUGGGACUUUUCCAGUUCUCCUGUCUUCUGGAACCAAAUACAAAGGGAUACAAAUACACAGAGAACAUGGAGAAUGACUUGACUCAGUAUUGUCCUGUCAACCAGGAAGAAGGCACCUUGCCAUAUUUCAUAUUUUUUUUAUUUUUGUUUUGUUCUAUAUUUUUUAUGACCAUUUAAUAUAACCUGCAGCUUGCCAUCUGUGCUUCCUUAAUAUGGCUUGAGAAUGUAAAUGACUGAGGUCCUCGCUUCCCUGGAAGUGGAAGUAUUUCUGGAAAGUGUUGUCUUCCCUGCUCUGUCGGCCAUCGAGAUCCUCUGUGUAACAUUGUAGAUUGAGAUGCUGAUGAUGAUGAACUUGGGUCAUACGAAAUGGGAGUUACAGACAGUCCAAAGAGGAAUCAGCCCAGAAGAUGAUGGGUGUAACUGGAGGAACAAAGGAUGGUUGGUGCAACUGGAGGAUACUGAGGAUGAUGGGUACAACUGGAGGAUGAUGGGGUACAACUGGAGAAGGACACGUAUAGGCCAAUACUUUGUGACAUAUCUCACAGCUCUUUAUCCAACACUUUCGUCGCACAUCUUGUGACCUCGCCAUGUGUGCCUCCACCUUUGUGUCUCCCGGAGAACAGCAGGUGCUGAUUGCAGUUGGAUUUAUCUUGAUCUUAUGAAGCAUUUUCCAUAAGUCUUAUUUUUACAAUGUUCAUACUUUUUAUGUACUUUGAUUUCCUCCAUCCCCUUUUCAGAUAUUUGGAGCCAACCACAUAUUUGGUUUCUGUAAAAGGCCAUAAGAUGUUUGUACAACCCUAUGGUAAACCUCUGCUUCAUGUUGGGUUCGUAGAGUCCACCUUGUAAUCAAAGCUACCCUUAAGAUGCAUAUUGGAGGGAUUUGAGAAAGUAGCAAUGGAAAUUAAAGACUGGAUCCAAAAUAGAGACUACAGGAGGUCUACAAUAGAGCAGGUGUAUCAUUUUUGGCAAGAAAAAAAACGUAGGAAUAAUUUAUUGAAGGAUUGAGCUAGAGAGACUAUCACCUAUUUAUUUAGCACAAAGAACGAGAAUGCACCUGGUCAUGCCCCAAAAGGACGGAGGUGUUCGAGCUACUCGAAUUUUAGGGAUACUCUUUUAUUACUGGUUGUCCGUACACCGCAAGCCCCCAGUGCCAUUUUAGAACAGCACCAGGUUAGCUAUUCUUCCAAAUACUGUUUUUAAAACGGCACCCGGUCUCCACCAGGAAGGGGUGCAGGAUGAGACCUAUUGGCUGACAGCCGGUAUUCAGCGCCAUCCCUAGAGGCUGUGAAAGGAUCCGCUCCUGCUCUCCCAAUGCUUUUACAGAUUGGUCCAUAAGAACGCACUGUGAAAUUGUAAACCAGGUUCCUGCAUUGAUGUUGGGCCAUUGCCAUUCGGUAUUGAGGCCUGAAGAAAGCCUCUCGCUCUCUCUUUCCUGUAAUAGAUCACCUUUUAGAAGUGAUCUGCUGCUGCGCCGCUGCAUUUGGGUGGCUAGAUCUGAUCUCCACCUACCAGAUCCAGACAGUCUUCAAAAAAAAAAUUGCAUAAAUAUACAGUGUGUGUACAUAAUAAAGAUAUAGAUUUGAAAGACAUUCCUUCCUGAGAAUAAUCCCCGAGUGCAACCCCGUUAUUCCCACAUUGGUGGCGGAGGAUGUGGGUUACAUUUGCGUUCCCCAUGCAAGCAUCAAUUGAUCAUGUCAAGUUGAUUCUUAUUUUUAGCGACCUCGGCCCUGAAAAAAAAAAUUCCCGGUCGUGCGAAUUUGUGCCGUUGUCAAUCUGACUUAAUCUCAACGUUGCAACUAACAAGUUCCGCAAACGGCUUAUUUCCCUGACGUGUGUUGCAAUGUGUAUAUACUCCGUCCUAUACAUAAAAAUGAUGCAAUAUUG